Messenger RNA from Fusarium poae, 636 nucleotides. RefSeq lists its product as uncharacterized. The record is from RefSeq and is a predicted model, not a curated record. Lineage: Eukaryota; Fungi; Ascomycota; Sordariomycetes; Hypocreales; Nectriaceae. The transcript is spliced from 5 exons. The coding region runs from base 1 to 636 and encodes 211 amino acids. Gene Ontology annotation, biological process: regulation of DNA-templated transcription. Gene Ontology annotation, molecular function: zinc ion binding; DNA-binding transcription factor activity, RNA polymerase II-specific.
AUGUCCCCCGAAAUGCAAGAUCCUGGUAAUAGGAGAUCUUCCUGUGACCAGUGCAGACAAAAGAAGCUCAAAUGUGAUGGCGGAUAUCCUUAUUGCGGAAGAUGUUCGAGUAUAUCAGAGAGCUGUGUAUACUCGGCCAAGUUGCCGAUGGGAAGACCGAAAAAGAGAAAGGUCACGGAAAGUGAGGUCCCGAGCAGUACGGAGAGCAGGACGUCAUCAUCAACUUUGGCCAUGAGUAUUACAAGCGAGACGGGAAGCGAAGUUGGGAGAAGAUCAAGUUUUGAUCACUGUCAGUACAUGUCGGAUGAUGCACCGUUGGAGAUGUCUCUUGGAUCAGAUACAAACGUUGAUCCGAAGCUCUUGGCUUUCGACACAGACCCCCAAAGCUGUGCAUGCCUUGCCAGUCUAUAUCUAUCACUAGAAGAAGUCCGGAAAGCAGACGACUUGCCCUUUACAUCUCGAUUAUCAACUCACCGAAAGAACUAUAGUGACAACACUGUCUUGGCUGCUUCUGUCUCUGUGACAGAUGACGUCCAAGUCCACAAAUCCUGGUUGCCUCUCCAGGACCCUAGAUUGAGGCUCAAGUUUGACACCCAGACAACGCAUCCCCUACCAAGCGACACUUUGCGUGGUUAG